AUGUCAUCCAAUCCGCAUUUCCCCAAGAUUCACCUGCUAUGCAGGCAAUCUACAGACGGCGGCGCAUUCAACGCCGCCCGUGAGAAGCUCAACCUGGACAAGUCCAUCGACAUCACGAUCCACAACUGUACCCUCGCCGGGCUAGACGAGAGUGUCAAAUUCGACACGGUUGUCUCGCCCGCAAACUCGUAUGGAAAACUCGACGGCGCGUUCGAUGACGCCAUCUCACGCGCCUUCUCCCCUCGAGAUGACUAUUAUGCUCUGACCCGCGCCGCGCAGAGGGUGCUGUACCAGCAAUGGAGGGGAUACGCACCGCCCGGAACGUGCACACUGGUUGAGAUUCCUCCCGAGUUCAGCACGCGCAGCCGGAACCUUUGGGGUACCAAGAGUGUUGCCUUGUGCCCGACCAUGCGUGUCCCGGCCAACGUGCGCUGGGAUCGGGAGGUUAUAUACAACUGCAUCUGGUCUCUUCUCGUCACAAUAUCCAACCACAACGAGGCCAAUCCGAAUCACAAGAUUGGGAGCAUUCUGAUGACACCGCUUGCCACCGGGGUUGGAAAGGUCAGUCCGCAGCGCUGGGCGGAACAGUGCGUCCUCGCCAUGAAGCACUUUCACCAGGCAAUGGAGGAGCCAGAGAAAUGGAGCCAGCUAGACUGGCAAGAUCUGGGGACAAGCAGUUUGGAGGUUGAGAGGACGUGGUUGAGAGAGCAAAAGCCGGGGGAGGUGGUCGGGUCGUUUGGGCGUUCGAGUGAGCCGUAG
Emericellopsis atlantica is the source of this 759-nucleotide messenger RNA. RefSeq lists its product as uncharacterized. The record is from RefSeq and is a predicted model, not a curated record. The transcript has a single exon. Bases 1 to 759 code for a protein of 252 amino acids. Lineage: Eukaryota; Fungi; Ascomycota; Sordariomycetes; Hypocreales; Bionectriaceae.